Rotaria socialis is the source of this 1266-nucleotide messenger RNA. NCBI's taxonomy places the organism in Eukaryota, Metazoa, Rotifera, Eurotatoria, Philodinida, Philodinidae. The record is from the annotation of a GenBank genome assembly.
AUGGACACUGAAGAUUAUGCAUUAACACAUAAACCGGCAACAUUACAAUCCAAUACUUACCAUCAAUCACAAGUCCAUUAUCUAAAAAAAAUACAACAAUUAUGUAGCAUCAUAUUUACAUCGCAAAAUUAUAUUUAUUCAUGGGGUUCAGCAUUACAAGAACUUAGUAAAUUUCAACCGUUUCAAUUAUUUAAUACAAAUAUUACAAUCAUCGAAACAGAUAUACAAUAUUUAUAUGAUCGCCAUGAAAAACAAUCAUUACAAAUGAUCAUUAAAUAUGAAUUUCAAGAAUAUUUAAACAAAAUAGCAACGUUAGAUGAAUGGGUAUGUGGUAUUGAUUUAAUGCUGGGUACUUAUCUACCCUUAGGUGUAGUUGGUCGUGAGCGCACAUAUCGUUUACAUGAAGAAAAGAAAUAUCGAUCAAUAUUACACGAAUAUGCAACUAAUGACGUAUUUGCAGUUGCAAAAUUAGCAUAUAAAAUGAAUUUAAUUAAAUUUACAACAUUACCAUCAACGAUUCAAUAUGAAGCAAUAUCCGAUGAUGAAGAUGAAUUACAGAUGCAAUCAGAAUUAUCAAUCAAUAUCGAACCACAAUAUGAUGAACUAAUAGUUCAUGUUACAGAUGAACUCGAAGAAAACGAAUUAUUACAACAACCACAUCAACAGAUAAGUAUAAUCAAUCCAAUAAAAAAUUUUCAUGAUAUUUUAGGCAUUGAUGAAAAUUAUCCUGCCAAUGAACAUUUCGAAUUAGAUUAUCAUAUUGCGUCGUCUAUGCCACAAAAUAUCCUGAACAUCGAACGGAACAAUGAUAUGGACUUGCAAUCGUUACCUGAAAUUAUGAAACUUCAUUAUUCGCAUGAACCUGAUCAUUUAUCAAUGACACAACAUCAAGCACAACAAUUAUCAUCUCGUACGAUGACGGUUCGUAUAGUAGAUGGACCUCAGGUAAGCAAUUUCAAUCAUUUAGGUUCAACAACAGAAACAACAUCGACAUUAACACUCAAACAAAUCCGAAAUCGAACGAUCAAUUGUCGACAUCGCGCAAAUCGAUACCGUUAUGAAGUUAUCCGAGACGUUUACAAGCAUUUUAACAUUAGAAAAAUUAAGCGAAUAUUAAAAUCCAUGGACAUUUAUUAUGUUAACAUUAAUAUGGUUCGACAUACAUUAUUUAUCGGCUUAAAAAAUCAAAAAAUAGUCGAUGAGGUGAAAACAUUAUUACACGAUCGACUCCUUACCGAACGACACUAUCGUCGAUUAUAUCGGUAA